Coffea eugenioides is the source of this 951-nucleotide messenger RNA. RefSeq lists its product as uncharacterized. Lineage: Eukaryota; Viridiplantae; Streptophyta; Magnoliopsida; Gentianales; Rubiaceae. The transcript is spliced from 3 exons. The record is from RefSeq and is a predicted model, not a curated record. The coding region runs from base 1 to 951 and encodes 316 amino acids.
AUGAAACAGAUUGCGAAGAAGAAAACCUCACCUGCAAAAAGAUUUAAAAUGCAGCAAAGGAAAAAGGAUGUUGGCCAUCAAGAUAUUGCUGCUGAAAGUGGUGUUAGUUGCAGGAGUGGAUCAUGCCAAAAAACCGAUGCUAUUGGACAUGAAACUGAUGUUGGUGAAUAUAAGACUGCUGAAGCUGCAGAAACUGAUGUAGUUCAGACAGCAAAUAAAGGUAAAGAAAAGGUACAGGAAACUACUGUUAAUGAAGAAGAUAAUGACUGCAGCAUGGAGGAGUCGGAUAAUUCAUCACAUGAUGGGUUGCACAACAAUGAGAGUUCUAGAGAUGAAAGAGGGAGUAAGGAUGUGAACGAGAAGAAAUUUAGGGUGUUCAAUCCUGCAACAGAGAUGGAUGACCCAAAGUUUGAACUUGGGUUGUUAUUCAAGUGUAAAACUGACUUUAUCAAUGCUGUAAAAUCACAAGGAGUGAAGUACGGAAGGAAAAUCAAGUUUAAGAAAAAUGAUUCAAGCGAAUGCAAAGCCAUAUGCAAAGGUAAGAGAUGCAUGUGGAACAUAUAUUGCUCAGUUAGGAGUGAUAAAGUAACAUUCCAAAUCAAAAGCAUGCUGCUGACUCACACUUGUGGUAGAACAACCUAUCAUGGCCUGGCAAGUGUGACAUAUUUGGCCAACAAGUACUUGGAGGACAUUAGACUCAACCCAGAUUUCAAUGUAGGUGAUUUUAUGAUAAAGGUCCACAAGGACUUGGGAGUUAGUAUCACACCUAACGUGGGGUAUAAGGUAAAGGCAAAACCUAAACAGAUGAUACAUGGUGAUUUCGUGUCCCAGUAUAGCAAACUUUGGAGCUACUGUGAAGAACUUCAAAAGGCAAAUCCUGACUCUAAUGUGUUCAUGACUACAACUGAGAAUAAUAAGGGUGAUGAUGAGUUUCAGAGAUUCUAUGUGUGA